Molecule: messenger RNA, 1905 nt
Organism: Batrachochytrium dendrobatidis JAM81
Lineage: Eukaryota; Fungi; Chytridiomycota; Chytridiomycetes; Rhizophydiales
Exons: 7
Coding region: 1-1875 (624 amino acids)
Biological process (GO): 'de novo' cotranslational protein folding; regulation of translational fidelity
Cellular component (GO): cytosol
Molecular function (GO): ribosome binding; Hsp70 protein binding
Source: RefSeq, a predicted model, not a curated record
AUGACUGUUCUUGAAUUCCUUCUUCCUCCUCCUCCCGCGCACUGGGACAAGAAUAAGGAAACUAAAAUCCAUCAAAAGAUUGCUGCAUGUCUGGCCAAGCCUAUCGAGCCUGCAGGCCAUGCCUUUAUGCGUCGUGCUCUUCGACAUCGUCACAAGCGCACUCUCAACGAGGAUCUUGAAAUUGAAGAGGCUCUUCGUGAGGCCAAUUCUGCCGACGUUUUGAUGGAAGAAGACGAGCCUGAAUCUGCAAAGCUUCUUCGAAGCGAUCCUUCCAAAUGGAAGGAUCAGGAUCACUACGCUAUCCUUGGUUUGUCCAAGGUUCGUUAUAUGGCCAACGAUGAAGAUAUUAAGCGUGCAUACCGUCGCAAGGUUCUGAAACAUCAUCCCGACAAGAAGGCUGCCGCUAGUGGCAGAACCAACGAUGACUCUUAUUUUAAAUGUCUUCAAAAAGCCUGGGAAAUCAUGAGCGACCCAAAAAAGCGUCGUGAGUGGGAUUCUUGCGAUCCAUUGUUUGACGAAUCUAUUCCAAGCCUGAAAGCCAAGGGCGAUUUCUUUGAUAUUUACACACCUGCUUUUGCCAAGGAGUCUCGUUUCUCCAAAAAACCCAAUGUUCCUGAACUUGGCGAUAUCAACUCCACUCGCGAGGAUGUUGAAUCAUUCUACAGCUUUUGGUUUGAUUUUGAGUCGUGGAGAACCUUUGAAAUGUUGGACGAGGAAGAUACUGAUAAUGCUGAAGGUCGUGAUCACAAGCGUUUCCUUGAGCGCAAAAACAAGGCUGCUCGCACUAAACUAAAAAAAGAGGACAACUCUCGCUUAAUCAAACUUGCCGAGCAGGCGUUUUCUCUUGAUCCCCGUAUUCGCAAGUUUAAAGAAGAGGAACGCUACGCCAAAGAUGCCAAGCGUCGUGAGAAGGAACAGCUGGCUAAAGCUGCAGAGAUUGAAGCUGAAAAGAAAGCUGAAGAGGCUCGCAUUGCCUGUGAGCUUGCAGAAGCCCAGGAGAAGGCUGUUAAAGACGCCGAAAAGGCCAAGCGUGAAAAAGCCAAGAAUGCCGUUCGAAAGGAGAAAAAAACUAUCAAGCGUCUUCUGCGUGAUAACAAUAAUUUCCUUUCUGGAGAAGCUUUGCCUGAUGCUGUGAUCAAUCAGGUCGAGCGUAUUGAGUUUAUCUUUACCUGGUCUGAAAUUGAACAUCUUGAGGCUUUCCGUACCCGUCUUGAAGAUGCUUUUGCAUUUGGUAUUGAUGCUCUUAUGCUUGCAUUUGAUGAGGAGCAUAUGCUUGCUGAAGAACGUGAAGCUGCAGCCAAGACGUCUGCCGACUCUAGCGAGACUCAGUCCAAGGACACCGCCAGUGCUGUCAAAACCAAGUCUCAAGAGUGGACUUCCAAGGAAAUCACCAUUCUUAUCAAGGCAGUCAAGAUGUUCCCUGGUGGUACAAUUUCUCGUUGGGAGAAAAUUGCCGAGUAUAUUAACGAGCAUGGCGGUCUUGAGGGAGAGUCUGAGGAACAAAAGGCUCUACCUGUUGCUGCUGAUCGCUCUCGCCUACAGGCUGCGGCAGCAAAACCUGUCAACAAGAUAGAAAUCAAAGAUGCCCCAUCCGAGCGCAUUGAACCUUUGCUCAAGACCACCACUGUCGAACCUGUUUCCAAGGCCAGUGCUCCGGCCACUACUAUGAUGGCUCCACCCAACGCCAACUGGAGCGCUGAGCAACAGCUUGCUCUUGAACAAGCCAUGCGUAAAUAUCCCGCAUCUGCUUUUACCUCCAAUCCUUCUGGACGUUGGGAGCAGAUGGCCAACGAUGUUCCUGGCAAGAACAAGAACGAGAUUAAGAAUCGUGUCAAGGAGCUUGCAAACAUGGUUAAGAAGAAAAAGGCUAAAUAACCAGUUUAUUAAUGAAAAAAUAUUAUACAU